CUCGUCUAAGAAACUCGAAAUAUUUAAAAAUGGAGAAGUCAACCUCCAAACUUGUCUCUUUCUUGCUCGUUCUCUUCAUCGUUGCUCACUAUGGAGAGGUAUCGAGAUUUGGAAGAGCAGAGGCAAGAGGUCUUCUAACAAGUCACCUUUUCGACCACUGCAAAACAGAUGCGGAUUGCCAGGAUCUGUGUGGAAAUAAGUGCAUGAUUCCUGAAUAUUCUAUAUGCGGAUGUGCCAAUAAUCAAUGUGGUUGUCAAUCUUCACUAUUCCCAGUUGACAUUCCUGUGGCCAUCCAAGGAAAAAAC
Molecule: messenger RNA, 305 nt
Organism: Linum tenue
Lineage: Eukaryota; Viridiplantae; Streptophyta; Magnoliopsida; Malpighiales; Linaceae
Source: the annotation of a GenBank genome assembly